Neltuma alba is the source of this 1383-nucleotide messenger RNA. Its product is annotated as transcription termination factor MTERF15, mitochondrial. Gene Ontology annotation, molecular function: double-stranded DNA binding. The transcript has 2 exons. Gene Ontology annotation, biological process: regulation of DNA-templated transcription. Bases 97 to 1281 code for a protein of 394 amino acids. The record is from RefSeq and is a predicted model, not a curated record. NCBI's taxonomy places the organism in Eukaryota, Viridiplantae, Streptophyta, Magnoliopsida, Fabales, Fabaceae.
GCUCGCUCGAGACUGGAAACAGGCCUUUGAAACGCACCCUCUAAGAAAUUCCAAGUCUUCCAAUAUCACUGUAAGAUCCCUAUUAAUCUGAAGCUCAUGUUUAAUCCCCAACGCCUCAAACCACUUCUUCUAUGCCUGAAGGGUAUUCUCAGAACGUCACCAACCUCGCGAUGCUUUCGUCUCUUACAACACUACCCUUCACUCACAUUCUCUCUCAAAUACCGCACAAGCGCUUCUCCAGAUGAGCGCUUGUUUACUGUAUCAUACCUCAUUAACAGGUUAGGGUUUUCCCAAGAAGCUGCUUUAGAUGCUUCCAAGAAAGUUCGAUUUGACACCUCGCGAAAGCCAGAUUCAGUUGUCAUCUUCUUUGAAAGCCACGGCUUCACUAAGUCAAUGAUAAAAGAUGUCAUUAGAAGGGAUCCGUGGCUUCUUGUGUGCGAUCCCCAAAAUAAUAUUCUGCCGAAGUUUGAAUUUUUCCUCUCAAAAGGUGCUACUACCUCCGACCUUAACUCCAUGGUGCUAAGGACACCUAGAUUCUUGAUGAGAAGCUUAGAGAAUCACAUAAUCCCAUCAUAUGAGAUGUUAACAGGGUUUCUUCAAAAUGAUAAAACCACCAUUUCAUGUAUAAAAGGCUAUCCAGAUGUGCUUUAUGACACUCGAGUGAUACAAUGUAUUAACUUGUUGCUUAAUAAUGGAGUGUCAAGAACAAACGUUGCUCUCAUACUCAGAAGGAGGCCUCGUGUGCUGCACUGCCCUGAUCUCCUUACAAAGGCGAUAGAGGAAGUUAAAUGUUUGGGAUUUAAUCCUCUGAACAUAGCAUUUAGUGUUGCAUUGGUAGCCAAAACGACUUUAAGUAGGUCCCGCUGGGAAGCAAAAGUUGAUGUCUACAAGAGAUGGGGAUGGUCAGAAGAAGAAUGGUCAGAAGCAUUUAGGAAGCAGCCGCAUUGUAUGUUAGCAUCCGAGGAUAAAAUUGAUGCAGUUAUGAGUUUUUGGAGUAACCAUUUGGGUUGGAAUCCUUUGCUUCUUGUCAAAAGACCACAUAUGUUUGGAUAUAGCUUGAAGAGAAGGAUUAUCCCGAGGGCUUCCGUUUUACAUUAUCUGAAGUCCAAAGGGUUGAUAAAAAAGGAUGCUAACUUGGUUACGCCAUUUACUAUAUCUGAAGAGCAGUUCUUGGAAAGAUUUGUGAAACAUUUUGACGAGCAUAAUCAUCAUCUAUCGAAGCUAUAUAGAGAAAAUUUGAAGAAUGAUGGGAUUCAUUUUCAUGAAAUUUUGAAAUUUUAAACUUCUGGUCAUUUUAAUUGCUGUGCAAAGCUUCAAAUAUUUCUUAGGCCAUGAUGGCUCAGCUCUAACUUCGUCUUCUAAUCAGGCUGAGCUUUCAGAUGG